AUGGGCGGUGGUCACAACAGCCUCAAAGUAGGAUUGCAUGACCCAGCCAUUGAGAAAUGGUAUCAGAUGCGAGAAGACAUCUAUAAGGGAUUUCGAUUCACGCCGUAUGCAACUCGACGGGUGUUGCUCUGGGGUGUCGCAGUACCCGCAUUAACCUUUUACAUUGUCUAUGACAAUGCAGAGUGCUCUCAACCUCGUCCGGGUCCACUGCAGCGAACAUUGACACUCGCUUCAGAACUUGUAUCAACAACCACAGAACCUGUCCAGGCGAACGCCCAAGCUACUCAUUCGACCUCACCAGCCUUAAACAAGACUGCGCUCAUUGGAAUCAUAGUAGGAGGAUCCUGUUUUGUUAUAUUGGUCUUCCUGGCUAUCCUGUGUCUCAUCUGGCGCAGACGGAGGCGACGAAGAACUGGCAAAGUCGAACGAGAAUAUGCAUCUUCCGAGGAGGGGGUUCAAGCGCCUCCGACGCGACCAUCACAUUCGCGAGGUCCCUCACGCGAGCAAGUACAACAACGCUCUGCGGAUAAUGGCCCAGUUUAUGAGGCAGUCCAUUACGAGCCUCAGGAGUCGGUACUCCCUAUUCCGUUGGUCCAUGAAAAAGAUGCAGCGUCUGGAACCACGACCCCAAACGUCCGUAAUAGCGCCACUUUGGAGAGCGAACACAUGGAGGAUGUCAAAGAAAGCACCCCCCUAGACCCCUUUGCCUCUGGUUACAUCCCGCCACCGUCUCCCACGCCUUCCGAGUAUGUCAUCGUAGAGCAUUCCGCAGAACAGCCUCUCCCUCCGCGGACGUCGCGUGAUAAACGCGAGUCUAGAAGCAGUCUCCUCGACACGAUCGUUCCCGAAGAAGGCGCCAGAGAGUACUCGACAUUGGGUUCGACCAUGUCAGGAAGAACAUCCGGUCUCGGUCACGGAAGAACAAGAUCUGGGGAUGGAACGACCUCUCCGACGCCCCCUUCCACCAAAAGAUCGUCCAACCGGCUGCAUAAACGGCGACCAUCGGUUGAAUCACGCUCCUCUUUCCUCAGACCAAACUCACCACCCAUGUCCCAACGAAGCCCAACCCCUAUCAAGUUUACUGGAGACCCCUUCAACGCCCCAUUAGAGGAAGAGCCGGUGGGCCGCUCUCGAACGUCAUUGGACAAGGCUGGCCAAACCUCUCCAAAAUACGAGUUACGUGAGCUAGAUGCUCAAACAUCACCUCGACCUUCCAUCUCUGGACGUCCGUCGCUUGAUACGAUCCCUGCAGGUGAUCGUGCAGCGGGAGUAGGAUCUAUCACUCGGAAGAAGUCCCAUAUACGCUCACCUUCUUCUCCAACACGCAUGAUCCCCCAUUCUCCUAGCUUUAUCGGCCUCGGUCGACGAGUUGGCGCCGCCUCGGCAUCUGCUCUCUCCCUUCAACACCUUCAUGAAUACGACCCUCAAAAUGCCCCAUACCUAAACGCCCAUUCUCCGACAAUGGCAGAUGCUAGUGUAUACGACUUUGAUAUCUAUCGCUCACCAGACGAGGCGAUCCAAGUUCCCUCGUCUGCGACCAAUACCCACGUCCCAACAUCGCACCCUCCACCUGCAUCUGCAGCUCGUUUGAGCGCGGCUCUCAACGCUGCAGAUGUGUAUGGUUCUGGCUCGUCGAGAAAGCGAUUCUCUGCGAGCAUGUCUGAUUUACCCACGAUCCCCUCUUCGCCGGGGCCAGAUGCCCUAUUUCCAUUCCCGUCUGCCGGAAAUCGACUCUCGACGUCCAUGUCUACCACGCAGGUAAACUUGUAUGGACGAGAGCCAACGUCGAGCACCGCGACGGGCAAGUCGAAGCUCGGAUUGGAACCGACGACGAAUCUAUAUAUUCCUAAGGAAUCAUUGGAUCUCCCUAUAUCUUGA
Molecule: messenger RNA, 1878 nt
Organism: Serendipita indica DSM 11827
Lineage: Eukaryota; Fungi; Basidiomycota; Agaricomycetes; Sebacinales; Serendipitaceae
Source: the annotation of a GenBank genome assembly